Molecule: messenger RNA, 4225 nt
Organism: Fopius arisanus
Lineage: Eukaryota; Metazoa; Arthropoda; Insecta; Hymenoptera; Braconidae
Gene: Nost
Product: Nostrin
Exons: 6
Coding region: 755-3757 (1000 amino acids)
Cellular component (GO): plasma membrane; cytoplasm
Molecular function (GO): protein binding
Source: RefSeq, a predicted model, not a curated record
GUUGUACACGGGUCAUCACUUCAUCCAGUUGUCACUGACAGUAUCAUCCGAACAAUAAUCGAAACUUUCUAAAAAAUAAUAAUAAAAAAAAAACAGCAACCGGACGGCGUGAAUCAUCCCGCGAGUUGACCGCGAAUUAUUUACGAAUUGUCCGCGAAUCAUCCGCGAAUGGAGUCGUGACAAUCAUAGUUACCAGAAGUGAUCGACAAAUAGUGAACGUGGGAAACGAUAAUGUGAAUCCAAAGUGUCAAAGAUCCCCGGUGCUAUAUCAUCCUGAUUAUUUCGUAAUUGACCACGCCUCGAUCAUGUAUCUGAUCAUCACGUAAUUUAAAUUCGCAGCUUAAGUACAUAAAAGGAUGUAGCAGCAUUGCACGAGUGAGAUUAACUCUCCGGGUGAUCAGUGCUGGUACAUUAUUACUGAAAUGGCAUCGCCAUUUUCCCAAGGAGACUAUCGCUAUUUUUCUGUUACAACUGUUGUGUAAUGCACACCGCGUAAUACGGAUAUAAUCACUUGACGCACGCGGAAAAAAUUGUGUAAUUGGAAAUGCCGCUAUGAGAAUUUUUCCAAAAUUAAGGCGGACAUUUUUGCUGGAGAAUUUUUUAUACAACUUCUCAAUGAGUUAUUUUUAAUUCAAUCGCGGAAACGUGGAAGUGUUUAUGUUGGCGGUGAAUAGUGAGUGCCCGUCAGGGAAACCGAUAGAAACAGUAAUUCAGGUGUCGAGGAGGUGAUGAACUCUGGAUUAAUAGAACUACGAUGAUGAACGAGGUCAGACAGAAGUGGAGCUCACCGAGAUGCACGAGUGCCAUCAGCCCUGAUAACGGUGAACAGAAGUCAACGUACAAUCAAGCGAUUGAAUCUGAUUUCUCAGAAGCGACUAACGAGAGGCCGAUGGAAUCAGCUAGAUCCAAGUUUCUAGGGUCUCUGACAUGUACCAGUCAUCCUGACCACGUGGGUGAUACGAUAGCAUCUGAGGAGGCGCUGUACCAAAAUAACGCGUCCUUGGUGGGUGAAAGAGAGGUAAAGAAUCUGAGCAGCAGUCAGUCAGGUCAACUCAGUCUCCAUUUGGACGAUGAUGUGGCAGAAGUCAAGCGACGGAGAAGACACAGCUCCAGUGUCGAGAUUACUGCUAUGACAUCAGUGAAAACCGACGAGGACGGACUGCCCGUGAUAAGUUUCAGUUUUCUGCAGGAGAGGCAUGAAAUCCCUCAAGAAUUCGAUAGAACUGAUAAACUCCAGUUGUACGACUUCCCCAGGAGUACUCGCGUCUCAGGGGUCGGUGAAGCCUCAGACCCUGAGCCAUCAGGUCCUGAUCACCCCAGCACCGAGCUGUAUGACUUCCCCACGUCAAUUCGAGUAGUUGAUCCAGUGGUUGAUCAAGUGCCCGAUGAUCUAGAGACUCUGAAGAAUUCUGAGGAGCUGUACGAGGUGCCCGGGAUCAAUCAGGAGAACGCCAAGAACUCCGUCUCCCUGACCCUGGAGGUGGAUUCAAGGGCCGAGCCGAGGGUUGAGCAGAUGUCGUACUCUGACCCUGAGGACAACUACUGCUGCAGGGAGAGAGGAAAAAAAUCCAGGAAUCGCACCUUGGGGAGGGCUUGGGGCAGGAUGAGGAGUUGGUUGAAGGAGGAAAAAUUGAGGAUCGGUGAAGUUGUUCAGAGACAUGCCAGGAUGCAGGCAGUUGGGGCACUCAGGACUGAUCCUGAGACCUCGGGGAGUUGUGGAUCUUAUGAUCUGGUGGAGGCCAGGACUAGGGAGCUCGGGCCAAUUAGUGUGAUUGAUGAAGCUCCACUGUCCUCGGUGUCUGAAGAGGUCAAUGGAGAUGACGUCAGGACUUAUGAUCUGGUGACGUCGGACGUAUCUCCUGAGAUAGUGCCUAAUAAAUUUCAAGGAAGACUCAGGGAUAAAACCACUAGUGUCGAAAAUGUCGCGGGGGGCAAGAUGAAACUUACCCCGGUUUCGUUUAGUCUUGAUAAAUUGUGCGAUGAGGAGGAAGUGAAUGGAAAGGAGAGAAAUUAUGGGAAAGGUGGGGUUAUCAGAAGGAGAAUGCUUGGAUCAAUCAGGGGAUUCAUGGCUUCCACCAAUCUUCUGCAUCAGUCCGAUACUGAUGAGACGGGUCCUGGUGGCUUCGAAGAUGUUCGGAGAUACGUCAAACAAGGCGGUGACUUUUGCAAGGAACUCGCCGCAGUUCUCCAUGAAAGGGCCGAGCUAGAGGCUAAUUACGCCAAGGGUCUCAGCAAAUUGAGCAGUAAAUUAACGAAGGCGUGUGCUAAGGAUCAAGGUGGAAACAGCUCCGGUGGUGUCAACGAGGCGUGGCGAAAUGUCGGUGAGGAGAUGGAAGCAGCAGCUGAGGCUCAUCGAUUGUGGGGUAUAGCCCUCAGCGAGCAAUUGGCAAAACCCCUCAGGGUCGGCGUGGCAGAGGCUCAAGGGCGUUCCCGUAAAGUGAUUGAGAGUUCCGUGGACAAAGCAUCCAAGUCCCUCCAAGAAUGGCGAAAUGUUGCAGCGAAGAGCAAAAAGCAGAGUUUCGCAUGCGCUCGUGAGAACGAGCGGCUCCAGGAUCUCGCAAGAAUCCAAUCGAUCACACAUUCUCAACAGAACAACAACAAGACGUCAACGCACCACAUGACGGAGAAGGAAGUGAACAAAUUGGAGAACCGCCGUCGAAAGGCAGAGGACGGUUCCAGAAGAGCAGAUACUGAGUUUUACACAGUGAGCGUGAGGGCAGAGCGUGCAAGAUUGGAAUACGAGUCAACGGUGAGAAAAGGGGCGAAGCAGAUGGAACUCCUCGAGGAAGAGAGGCUGAGCGCCCUCAAGGACCUGGCGAAUGUCUACCUCUCGCACCUCCAGGCCCUCGCCCCAAGGCUCCAGCAGAGUGCAGAUCGAUUGUCUACACCUGUGAGGAACUGCAACGUCUCCCUUGACGUCGACAUCCUCAAGAAUUUGAUCCGUAGAUUAGACAACAAUGAGACACCUAACGUUGAUCAACUCCUUCCUGAUUUUUACGCUGAACACGUCACCCUGGCCAUGAACAGGGAACGACGAAAGCAGGCCCUUGUCCGAGUCCUCCACCUCAUCAGACAAGAUCUGGAGAGAGAGAGGCGAGGCAGAGAGGGGCUCGAGACCCUUCACAGGGCUUUUAUCCAGACUCCAGCAUUUGCAGCUGACGAAAGCACCCAAAAUGUCACAGACAAGCUCAUCCACAUGAGAUCGAUGCUGACCUAUCUCGAGGCAGCUCGGUACAAGGUUGGUGGUGCCCUGGCAGAGAUCGAGGGUGGCAAGAGGCCCAAACAUCCCCUCGCCGAGCACAUCCUCGUGUCCAGGGACAAACAGGGACUCCAGCAGAGUGUCCUUAAGGUGCCAACGUGGGCAAAAAAUGAGUCCUUCGAGUCACCAGAGGUCGAGGAUGAUAUCGAUAUUCAUAUAAGCAAGAAUGAGGUCGAGAGAAACGACUGGGAUAGAACAGCUGGGGAUGGCAAUUCGGAAAAUCCACCUGAUGAAGAGGACUUCAGUGAUUUUGAUGAGUUCAGCAGUCAGUCCGAGGAUAACAAUAAUCAAGAGGACGUGGGAGAUUUGCCGGUGAAGAUUGGGGGUGAGCAGUGCAGGGCGUUGUAUCAGUACUCGGCUAAUUUAAAUGAUGAGCUGAGUCUCAGUCCUGGAGAUGUCAUCACUAUUCAUCAGAAACAGGCUGAUGGCUGGUGGAUUGGCGAGUGCGCUGGCAGAACUGGAAUUUUUCCUGCUACUUAUGUUCAAGUACUGCGUUGAGAUAAAUUGAGAUGAAUUUAGAUUUUUUUUACUCAUUUGACUGAAUUAUGGGAAUAGUUCUCGUAAUGGCUUUUAAUGGAGGGACUGGGUAUUUAUUCUGGAAACCUCCGCCAUAGAGAGAAGAUGAAAUUUUUUUUUUUUCGAUUCUCCAAAAUUUAUCAAAGAUAAAAUUUGAAUCGCUAAUAAGUCAAUCGAAUUAUCAGCAUCAUAUUCGUACUUAUUAGAAUGGAGAGUUUGAAUUUUAACAGUAGAUAAUGUGAGAUCGUCUGCUGAAUCAGUCACUCGAAAUUUAAAGAAAUCUAACGAGAAUUAACAAUUAAGUUCUAUUAUUCACGAGAAAGUUUUACCAAAUGUUGCAUGCUGUACAUAAGAACGGUGUUUAUUCAAUAAAAUCUGUACAUAUGAUUGAAAUUUUGUUAUAUAUGUAAUAUCACAAGUAAUGAGCGUAAAUACAUUUGUAUAUUUCAA